CGGAUGAGAACUGUCAAACAAAGUUAAAGAUGGAUUCUGAGAUGCCUCGGUAUCGGUUUGUGUAUUUCUUGUGAAGUGAUUGUGCGACAAAAUAGACAAACACGGAUUACGGAAAAUUAAAUGUUGUUUAUUUCAUGGCGGAGCGAGUAAUGGAAAACGUCGAGGAGAAAGUCGAAGAGACAACCGGCGAAGAAGCGAAAACAGACUCGAAUCAAUGCAAUGAUAAUUCGACAGCAAACCUAAUAGCUUCGCAAAUUAGUUUAGCUUCGGAUGGAUCACAACAAAACUCUGGCUCUAGCACUGAAAAUAUCCCUAAAUCACCAUCCAUUUUACGGAAUGCAGCAGUUAUAGGCGAACAGACUGUAACGCCGAAAUUGAACGAUCGUGGAUCAAAAAAUGUUUCAUCGCUUUCGGUAUCACCGAAAAGUGGACCAGCAGGCGACGGAUCAUACAGCGACGGUCAAGGGCCUUCGACUGUAUCAAUGGAUUCAGACUCCAAUAGAACAAUAAUAACAUCAACCCGACACGCCCUCCUUCCUUGGGGCACCCAAUCGCGAGCUUCUAUUAUCGGAUCAGUAGCCAUGCUUAACCCUGGCGACAUGCAGGCUGGCGGAGACAGUGCUCUUCGCCCAGGUGAAAUAGUUAUGCGAAACCUAUUUAGCGACUUCACCCAACAAGCAGAAAAGAAAAUUGAAGUUGUGAUGAUGGAAAGUGCAGAUAAAAAUUUAUCCAAACUUCUACAACGUGGCGAGGAUGCACAAUUCGAUCAGUUGCUUUCCGGCUUAGGAUCUGUCGCUGAACAUUGUUUACCAUCUUUAUUGCAUACCCUACUUGCUUGGCAUCGUCGUCAGUUGUCUGAUGCUGAAAUUAAAAAUGAUUUGAAACGAGUAGAGAAAAUCGCUCCGAAACCAGCAACACAAGUGGAUCUUGAAUUCCAAUUGCAACGCCGUGAAGCUGCUGUGGAGUUUAUCUUUUGCUUGGCGUUAAUAGAAGUUUUGAAGCAAUUGCCGUUUCAUCCAGGACAUGAAGAUAUUGUCAAGAAUAUCGAAAAUUUGGCUUUCAAACACUUCAAAUAUCGUGAAGGUUUGCAGAAUAAUCCGAAUGCACAUAACAUUCACAUGAUUGCGGAUUUGUAUGCUGAAGUUAUCGGGGUUUUAGCCCAGAGUCGCUUCAGUUCGGUAAGAAAACGCUUCAUGAGUGAGUUAAAAGAAUUGAGGGCUAAGGAGCCAAGCCCGAACACAACACAAAGUAUUAUAAGUUUAUUGAUGGGUAUGAAAUUCUUUCGUGUAAAGAUGGUACCAAUCGAGGAAUUCGAGGCAUCGUUCCAGUUCAUGCACGAAUGUGCACAAUAUUUUCUUGAAGUGAAAGACAAGGAUAUCAAACAUGCACUGGCAGGGCUAUUUGUGGAGAUUUUAGUUCCCGUGGCGGCGGCUGUCAAAAACGAAGUGAAUGUACCUUGCGUUAAAAAUUUUGUGGAACUAUUAUAUGCGCCGACAUUAGACGCUUGCACUAAAUCUAAACAUCGCUUGGCCCUCUUUCCGCUGGUAACCUGCCUGCUUUGUGUCUCGCAAAAGACAUUUUUCCUGAAUUCAUGGCAUUACUUCUUGGCCAUGUGUUUAAGUAACUUGAAGAAUCGUGAUUCGAAAAUGAGCCGAGUGGCUUUGGAGUCAUUGUAUCGAUUGUUGUGGGUUUAUAUGAUUCGAAUUAAAUGUGAAUCGAAUUCAGCGACGCAUUCACGAUUGCAAAGCAUAGUCAAUUCAUUGUUUCCAAGAGGUUCGAAAACUGUCGUCCCUAGGGAUACACCCCUAAAUAUCUUUGUGAAAAUUAUACAGUUCAUUGCACAAGAGCGAUUGGAUUUUGCUAUGCGAGAAAUUGUAUUUGAGUUGCUUUGGGUUGGACGUUCUAUCAAAGUUAUUAUGACACCAGAGAGAAUGAGUAUUGGCCUGCGAGCCUUCUUAGUAGUAGCAGAUUCGUUGCAACAAAAGGACGGAGAGCCGCCAAUGCCGCGCACUGUCGGUGUUUUACCUUCAGGCAAUACUUUACGUGUCAAGAAAACAUACCUCAAUAAAAUGCUAACUGAUGACACUGCCCGGAGCAUUGGCAUGUCCAAUUAUUUUCCACAUGUUAGACGAGUAUUUGUGGAUAUACUGCGUGCAUUGGAUGUUCAUUACGGUCGUCCUUUAAUGAUGACAAACACCCAAAACCAAAACAAAGAGCCGGAUGAGAUGCUUACGGGUGAACGAAAGCCGCGAAUAGAUCUAUUUCGGACAUGCGUUGCUGCGGUUCCGCGCCUCAUUCCAGAUACUAUGACUGCUCUGGAACUUGUCGAUAUGCUUUCACGGUUAACAGUCCAUAUGGACGAAGAAUUGCGUAUGUUAACGCAUCAAUCACUGCAAACUCUAGUUUUAGACUUUCCCGAUUGGCGACAGGAUGUAGUUCACGGCUACACACAGUUUGUAGUGCGUGAUGUGAUUGAUACAUUCCCUCAAUUGUUGGAGAAUUGUACACGCUUAUUGCUCGUGUUUUUGAAUAUUUGGCGCUGUAAUAUUGCAAAUAAUAAUAUAGCAAAUGCAAGUAACAAUUUGAAAACGCCAACAACAAGCUCAGCUCAAGUCGGAGUAAAGGAUAGCAUCAAUUCUCAGCAACCAAGCAUGCUUAAAGUGGGCACGUCGAAUUCCAAUUCGAGCGGAACGUCUAGCUUGAAUUCGAGUGGAGUCUCAAGUAUGACACAGCCAACAGUAGUGAAUUUAACGGAUCCUCAGAAAAAGAAUGAGAUGCCACUGGCUACAACAUUUCAUUAUGUGCAAGGAUUUGCUUUAGUCCUGCUGUGCAACAGUCGUCCUUUCAUUAGAAAAUUGGCUACGUUGAUAUUGAAAGAGGUGAAAACGUUGAUGAAGUCACUUGGAUUGCUUGAAAUUGAACCCCCGCUGAUUGAUGUGAUCGAUAAAUGUUGUCCACAGGUCCUUGAGAAAAUAUUACCAUUACUCCCUCAAACCGAAAAAACGGCAAUUCUCAAUGCAAAUGUCAUCGAUCUACAAUGGAUAGUAGAUCGAAAUAGCGGUAUCUGGGUCAGUGGAUACGUUGACGACUCCUCCAAAUCAUCAACAUCGACAUUAAACUUGUCGCAGUCAGGUAAUCAACAACAAUUUGAUCCUUGGUCAGCUUGUUUGUUUGGAUUCAUGGAGAGAAAUAAGGUUUUGCAACAAUGUCCUUCAGUCGUGGCUCAAGCUUGGCCAAUUUGUUAUCUACGAGUAACAACGUUGUUUGGUGUUAUCGAUCCAACACCCGUAAGUGAUAAUCGCGCUUCACUUCUGAGAAGCUCGGCUCCCACGAAGAAAACUCCUACCGAAAGUCAAAAGGAUCAUUAUCUCAAAUUAUGGCGGAAUCAAGUGGCCAUGGCUAUGCGGUUAGUGCCCCAAAUACCAAGCGUAGCAAUUCGAUGUGCAUCUCCUGAUUUGAGUUUGAGUUUGCAUGAUCAAUCGGACUCUCGAUCCCUAUCCGAUUCCUUGGAUAAUAUUCCAAACGUGUUCGGACCCGAGGGACUUGUAACGAGAUUCACACUUCCACUAUCCUAUGGGCGAAAAGAAGCUAGACAAAAACGACUUGGUUCAUCGCCGGAUUCAUUGAAUGCAGAUCGCAGUGAUAAGUCUGCAAUUGGUUCAGCAUCGCCGUUAGCGCUUUAUAAGUUGGUGGUUCCAUUGUUACGUUGCGAAGUAGCCGAUGUAAGAGAUGCAGCUGUUAAUGCUCUGGGAAUGAUAAAUCAUGAUGCAUUAAAAGACUUAAUGGAGGAAUUUGUGAUUUAUAUACGAGAAGCAGUGGACAGAAAGCAGGAAAAUAUGCGUCGUAGAAAACGUAAGGACGCCCUUCGAUUGCAGCUUGUUAAAGUUUUCGAGAAGAUUGCAGAGCAUGGAACCUACGGAGUCAGUCCUUGCGUUUUGGAACGAGACACAAUGUCGCUUCACCCGACAUUCGUGGAAUAUAUCGAAGGAGCACGAAUUUACCUCGAAUCUGAAACUGAUAAAGAUAAUACCAGCAUUCGCGAAGUUAAGAUACAUUUUUGCGACUUUAUUCGGAAGAUGAUAAAAAAUUUUACACUGGAAUCAUGUGCGACACUUUUGUCACGCGAUUUAAGACGAAAUCUUUUCAACUUGUUUGCAACAUGGUGUGGGUCAUUUUCGAAACCACUGGGAAUAUCUUCACAAAUUGGAGCGACGGCUGAUGAAGAGAAACUCCAAUUCAGCGCACUUCAGGCUAUGUCCGCAGUUCUUUGUUGUGGCCCCUGUUUUGACCCGCAGUACCUUUCUGAGGAAGGUUUAAUCUACAAGUGGUUGGAUUUACUUUUGACUUCGAAAGAUGAAAAGAUAUAUCUGCUGGCACGCGACACAGUAGUCCUUCUGCUGGAGUCGAAUACAGAUAUCGGUCAACUCCUGGAGUGGGUCAUAGACAGAUGUUACACGGCUAUUCCAAGGGAGGCUGACGCGUGCUUUUUGUCGCUGGCAGCGAUUUUUAGUGCAAGAGAAUAUCCCUGCGAUCAUUAUACAUCUGUGAUAAAUGUAACACUCCUAAUGACUGGCUGCCCACGCGUUGAAGUCCAUUCUACAGCUCUGCAAUUGUUGCAAAUUCUGGAUAAACGCUUUUUCGGAACCGUCGGACCUCUUCAAGUGGAAAGUGAUAAAGAAGAUGAGAAGAUUGGCACGUUGGACACUCUACUCAGCAAUGCAUACUGUAGGUCGCAACGGUUCCUAUCCAAACAGAUGGCACAACUUCGACCCGAAUUGACAAUGUCAAUGUUUUCCGAAAUUACACAUCGUUUCCAAACGGCUCGAGAGGAAGUCCGUGCUCUGCUCCUACAAUGCCUGCUUCCGUGGCUCGAGAACAUGGAACUAGUUGCAACCAGUGUACCUCCUGCAACGCCAUUAUCGUAUAUCAUGUAUUUUCCCGACUCGGGAACGCGGGGCCGACGUGAAGGAUCUGGUUCGACAGAAGCAACCGAGAUGAUAUUGAAUAACUUGUUCUACAUCACUGCAAAAUUCGCAGAUUCACACCCUAGAGACAUCGAAGAAUUAUGGGGCACUCUAUGUCAAUUCUGGCCAAAUAAUUUGAAAGUGAUUUUACGAUAUUUGGUGAUAAUGUCGGGAAUGGCUCCGAAUGAACUUCUUCCAUAUGCAAAACGGGUUGCGUUGUAUUUAGCUCGAACGUGUCCUAAUCGUCUUCUUGACGAGCUCAUGAAUGAACUUCAGACAGUGGAGACAUUAAAUUGCUUAAUUGAGCGCACUGAAACUCCUCCUUUCUACCGUCUCACAAGCAUGAGAAAAGCUUCCAGCCAUUCAGACGGACAAACAGCUGGAAUAAACGAUUCACGAAUACAGGAUUUGGCGGUGGAGAAAGGAACCAUUCAUACAAAGCGUCAUAGUGGCGAGGAUCCAAUAAAAACGGGAACAUGUAAAUCGGACAGUGGCAUCAGAGCAUUUACAUCAACCGGCAAUCGCCCCCCAAGAGGCAGUGACAAAAUAAGGGCGGCAUCUGGUCCUUCCGUCCUACCACGUCCCGAGGACAUAAUGGCAAACGACCCAGAGUUUGGCCAAGAAGAAAACGUUGAACUUCGCUCGGAUCCACCGUUGGCACCACAUCCACUUCCUAUGCCUGAAUAUGGAGGUUACUUUGCUCCGUUAACAGAAUUUCUCCCUGACAUUAGCCUGCCGAUUAGUGGGUUCCAUAGAUGCAAUGUAGCCGUUAUGCUGUUAGUCGAUAUAAUUGUAGACGGAAUUCCUGGGUUGGACUGGACUCUCCAUAUACCGCUGAUGCUGCAUAUCUCAUUCCUCGGACUGGAUCAUACUCGCCCUAUUGUACGAGAGCACUGCAAGCAGCUUUGUUUGAACUUGUUGAUUGUUCUAGCAGAGCAUAACGACCAUUUGACUGUAGCAAGGAUUCUACUGAAUAGCGAAACGACAAAGCUUCAACUGGGUUUAACUGUCCCAUCAUUGCCGGUAAUCACAAACAAUUUCACAGAACCCAACCCCGAGUUCGACAGCUACUUGUACGGCCACACAUCUCCUGCAACAGCAUCAAUUCAAACCUCGACUGGGAUUGUCCCACUUAAUCCGAACACUUCAGAAAAUAGCGAAGUUCCACUGAUUGUCACUGAAGAGAAUGCUCCACCGCAACCAGGACCAACAAUGCAAAUUUCCCACGUCAUUAAGAGUCUUAUUCAAUUUUUAUCACAAGAAAUGACCCAACCUUUAUGGAAUUAUGAGGACAUAACAGCAAAAGUCUGGUCCAUUAAAUCAGCUGAUCAGCUUUCAUGUUUCCUGAAGCAUAUCGUCAAGGUAUUUUCAGACAGUUAUCCGCAUGCAAGGAUUUCGGAACGCUGGGCCCAAACUGCACUGCAAUUGGGCCUUAGCUGCUCGUCUCGCCAUUAUGCAGGACGUUGUCUUCAGAUUUUCCGCGCUUUAAAUGUUCCUAUCAAUUCACGGAUGCUUUCUGAUAUCUUGUCCCGUUUGGUGGAGACUGUAGCCGAGCAAGGUGAAGAUAUGCAAGGCUACGUUACUGAGCUGCUCCUAACUCUUGAAGCCGCUGUCGACAGUUUGGAUUCUGAUUUCCGCCCGUUGGAUGUUAUGAAGGAUAUAUUCAAGAGUACACCGAAUUUGAAUAACAAAGACGGAACUGGCUCCGUAGCACAAGGAAAGAAGUCACCGUCAGGCGCUACCCCUCAAUCUCCCGUAUUUUCACCAUUGGGUGGUGGUCAUGCUCGGAGCACCAGCUAUUCUGUAUCGUAUUGUGCCAGAAAGGCAACAAACUCACCGAGCGAUAAGCAAGUUGAACUACGGAACAGGAGCACCAUUCUGGAUAUAGAACGUAAAUCCGCACAAUUCAGUUCAGCUCUCUCUCGCUCCAGAAGUGCACAGAGCUUGAAGUUGCUUGGCGACACAGCUUCCCAGGAUGAUAAAAUGACGAUUCUGGCACAACUAUUCUGGCUGGCUGUAUCUCUACUGGAAAGUGACUACGAGCACGAAUUCCUUCUUGCACUCCGACUGCUUACACGUGUUCUGCAUAGAUUACCGUUGGAUCGACCCGAUGCUCGAGACAAGGUGGAAAAGCUCCAGCAACAACUCAAAUGGACAAGUUAUCCUGGCGUACAUGCACUCUUGCUCAAGGGUUGCACUCAUUCAACAACGUACGAGCCAACAAUAACACUUCUCGCACAAUUCUCUCCGCUUUUGAGUUUACCCGUCUGCGACCCGACACAGAGCUGUGCGUUCCCAAUGAAUGUGAUCGCCCUACUACCAUAUAUGCUACUCCACUACGAGGACGCCAAUGAAGUUUGUAUCCGAAGUGCUGAAAAUAUCGCUCAAGUGUCCUCAGAGCUCGGGGCCAAAUUGGAGAACUUAGGAACGGUAAUGACACUCUACAGUCGCAAGACUUUUUGCAAGGAAUCCUUCCAAUGGACGAAAUGUGUUGUUAAAUACUUACACGACACAUAUGCUCAUAUGGGAUUUCACAUGUUGGCGUUCCUAAUUGAAGUACUCGAGAAGGGUCCUCAACAAGUCCAAGUUCCUGUAUUGAAUGUCAUCCAUUGUAUGUUGCAUUAUGUGGACUUGUCGUCACCGCAAGCACACACCAUAAACGGAGAUUUACUUCGAGCCAUUGGAAAAUAUUUGGACACUGCCAACUGGCGAGAAGCCUUGAAAAUUCUAAAGUUGAUCGUGACCCGAAGUUCGAGUUUACAAGUAGUCCCUCCAUCAGACGUCGGGCUUUCAUUCAAUUUCCACAGUAGCUACCCAGACUCAGAUUUAUUCUCCAAAAAGGAGCUAGCAGGACGCACAAUGGAGUUCACAUUCGACGUGUCGCAGACUCCACUAAUCGGACGUCGUAUACUCCUCAAAUCAGAAACAGAUACUACUUCCAAUCUUCAAACUAAAAAUGGUCAGCCGGGCUCCCACAAUCCACACACAGGUACUCCCAACUCACCCAGAAGAAGCGCAAGCCUCUCACCAGCAGAUACGGUUCCAUUGAGCGGUUGGAAACGUCCUUGGAUGUCCCAGGGACGGGUGCGAGAGUGCUUGGUGAAUCUUUUGACGACAUGUGGUCAGCGAGUCGGCUUGCCAAAGAGUCCAUCGGACGAUUACAUAAAUAAUUCAGUGUGCUCGAAGUCGUUUUGCAUGUCUCCUUUCCCAGGAUCGGUGCACACUAGCCAGACUGUAAUCUUCAGUCAGUCAUCUGAUCUAAUGGAACGUCAGUCAUCGGCAGCAUCUAGCACAGAAGAGACCUCCGGUCCCCAAGGUGACCUGAGUGGCGGCUCCCGACGGGACGAUGGACAACCCGAUUUCGGAGUUUUCAAGGACUUUGACUUCUUGGAGUAUGAGAGCGAAAGUAUCGAAGGUGAAUCAACGGAUAAUUUCAAUUGGGGCGUUAGACGUCGUCCCCUAUCCGAGGGAGGUGAUAGUGAACCUUUAACUGGUUCAAAGGCCCAUUCGACAUUAGACGAAAGUUUGAGUGAAAAGACGCCAAUUUUGAAUAAACGAAGGCGACACCUGGCCGACGAUUCUUCCGAUGAGGAAGUGGAGUCCGAAUCUCCAAUAGAUGAGGAUCAUAGACAACCAUUUUCUAAAUCACCUUUCUUGGUUGGGCCGCCCACGUCCUUAAGUUUGCGUGAGCGAAGACAUAGACGUGAUUCCGUCUCUCGAAGUGAUACCAGCGGCUCUAGCGCUGGAGAUCUGGGCGACAUAACACCAUGCAACGCAUCACCCCAUCUUCCAGGACUCAGUGCAUUCCGUGCGCCAAUUCGCGAUGAAGGAGAAGAGAACUGGCGUACACAGUUACAAUUGCUGCUCGUAAAUCAACCUUCCGCCCAUGCUCCUGACUUGCUCUAUCAGCUAUUCCGCCUGAUAAAGGAGCUAAGCUUGAAAUCCAUAUCUGUUUCGCAAGAAUCUCGCAAAUAUUUUUCUGGGAUUGGUGCCCAACUUGGAAAUCGCAUCGCUAUCCUAGCUGAGUUGCUAUCAACUAAAUCGGACCCACCUCGCAUCUGGUACAGUCCCUCUCAACCGACAACUCCUCGUUUGUUCGAAACGUUACGAUUUAAUGUAUUAGAAGUCCAAGAGCAUUUGGAAACAUUUUUCGAUCGCAAGGAUCAUGUUCUUGAGUGCUUGGAUUCAGUGAAGACUUCAUGUAAAUUGGCUUUGCAAAGUGACGUGGACUCAUCCCAGGAAGGUGCAGGCGCUGGAGGUUUCAUUCUCUUCGAUCCGGCUACGACUGAAAUCUUAUUGGAUUUGGGACGGGCCAUAUACAAGUUGAUGUUCCAGCUCCUACUUCUCAUUGAGUCGAACCAUAAAAUUGCUAUGAGCGUUGUGAAUAAUUUAAAGCAAAAUGAAAAGCUUCAGGACAUGUCUGAUGCGUACGUAGCAAUCCGUGGCGCACUACUGCGAAGCAUUGACGAUGCCGAAAUGGAGUCUUUGGACACGUCGACAUCAACCGAGGGGGAGCACACUCCGACACCGUCUCCAGGAAUUCCUUUGACUAACGCCGAAUUUGAAAAUGCACUAUGUGAACUAAUCGAUAACCAGAAAUGGUCAUCUGCUAUCACUCACGUUCGUCAAUUUAAGCGAAUGUCCCAGCUUUCCGGAUCCAAUUUAAAUUUAACCAUCGUGGGUGCAGGGAUGCUUUCUCUGUCAGGCAGCUAUGAUAGCCAUUCGAAUGAUGAACUCUCCACUAUUUUGAAUAUUUACGCGCAAAGACUGAUCAGAGAUAAAACUGAUGGCUUCAUAAUGUCGAAAAGUGAACAAGAGCUCGGCGAAGUUUAUAAUUUGCUUACAGAAAAUCUGUAUCACGUGUCCAGUGCUUUGCAGGCCAUGGAAAUUAACAUGAAAAGUUAUUCGGGUGUUUCUGCAUCAGCAGCGAACAAGGAGGGAAGCGACAUCAUAACCACUUUAUAAACAUUUUCUGGAUGUGCGAUUCUUCUGGGAAAUGCAAGCACAAUUGUAUCCAUUAUCGCUUAUUUAGGCAAGCAAAAGCAGUUUUUAAUGGCUAAUUUUAAAGUAAUCCUUUCGUCAUCAAUAUCCAAUACGUAUGUGUAUGAGUAUUUAGUGAGUUAUCAAUAAAGAUCAGAUUUUAGAAAGUA
Messenger RNA from Hermetia illucens (black soldier fly), 10114 nucleotides. RefSeq names its product protein furry (gene fry). Gene Ontology annotation, cellular component: site of polarized growth; cell cortex. NCBI's taxonomy places the organism in Eukaryota, Metazoa, Arthropoda, Insecta, Diptera, Stratiomyidae. The transcript is spliced from 42 exons. The record is from RefSeq and is a predicted model, not a curated record. The coding region runs from base 135 to 9929 and encodes 3264 amino acids. Gene Ontology annotation, biological process: cell morphogenesis; neuron projection development.